AUGCAUAAAUACAAAAUCUACAACUCAUUCAUACUGGCUGCUGAUGAGCGAGCUAACAAAGUGAAGAGCUUCCCCGGAAAUACCAGCGAAGAGCAUAAGAAAUGUCAAGCUGUCGCAGCUGCAACCGGCACAAGAAUCGAACUGAGCGAGUCGAAAGACGGCUCCCUUACCGUCGUAAUCAAAGGACUACGUGCUAAGGUUGAGGAUGCUCAUGCUCGUCUUGUGCGCGAUCUGCAGACGCAGGCUAGCCGCGAUCUAGACAUCCCCAAGGACCACCACAGAAAACUUAUAGGCAAGGAAGGAGCAACGCUUCGUCAGCUAGAGGCUGAUACUAACUGUCGCAUCACCAUACCUAGCCGGGACACUCCUUCGGAGACUAUAAAAAUUGUAGGACCUCGUGAAGGCAUCGAGAAGGCUGUGGCUUACAUAAAGGCUGUGUCGGAAAGAGAGGUUAGUGUUACACUUACACUUUUGAUCACAUGAUU
This is a messenger RNA of Cylicostephanus goldi, 485 nucleotides long. NCBI's taxonomy places the organism in Eukaryota, Metazoa, Nematoda, Chromadorea, Rhabditida, Strongylidae. The record is from the annotation of a GenBank genome assembly.